AGCGGGAUACACCCGGAAAAUCGCUGGACUGGGGUUGGAAAAUCAAAAGGAAAAUCGUCUGUGUCGUGUCUGCAAAGUUAUGGCUGAAAAUUCUCCAAAUUUCAUCGAGUUUUCGACUGAAUAGUAUUCAAUAGCAAAGUUAAUGUAGUUCAACAGAAAUUGAAGUCGUUUUUGAAUGUGAAAACCGUCUGUAGCUGCGUGGAAAAGCGUUUGGAAAAUUGCUUCACCACCACCCCACCAAGAGAGUUCCAGUUCUCUUAGGUCGGUGAAGGAUGCGCCACAAGAAGGGCAACAUCCGGUUCGUCGCCACCGCCAUGUCCUAGAAGAAACGGACUACGCCGUAGUCUGCUGGAUGUCGUUUAUCUCGAGCGAUAGUUAGAUUGUUUGCUCAGUUGAAGCGUGCACAAUUCCAACAACAACCACAAUGCCCGAACACCUGGAACUGCAACAACUGGUGGGGGGCGUCCUUCAGGGUGGCGUCCGGCACCACUCUCUGUCGUGGCUGACCUGUACGUGCCCCUACUUGGGGCUCAUUCUGGCCACCGUGUCUUCGCUGUUCUUCUCGCUGUGCUCGGUGAUUGUGAAGGGGCUGGUUGAUAUUAAUCCGAUUGAGUUGGCGACCUUUAGAUUCAUCGGAGUCCUGCUGCCGUCGAUCCCGAUCGCCAUCUACAAGGAGGAGAGUCUGUUCCCGCGAGGUAAGCGAAUCAUUCUGGUGCUGCGAUGCUUCGUCGGUACGACCGGGCUCAUGUUGAGCUUUUACGCCUUUCGGCACAUGCCGCUGGCGGACGCGUCCGUUAUCAUCUUUUCGACGCCCGUCUUUGUGGCCCUUUUUGCGCGUCUUUUCCUGCGCGAGUCGUGCGGAAUGUUCAAUGUGAUAACGAUCGUGCUAACGCUCAUCGGAGUGGUGCUCAUUUCGAGGCCGUCGACGCUGUUUGGCGAGGGGGCGGCGAGUAGUAUGGCCGACGAGCAGGUCGUCGAGACCAGCUACGAUGUGUGGGGACCGGUGGCGGCCCUCUCGUCAACGCUGUUCAGCGCAAACGCUUACGUACUGCUGCGAGCCCUCAAAGGCCUGCACUACUCGGUGAUCAUGACCAACUUUGGUGCGUUCGCGUUGGUUUACACCCUCAUCGUUUGCUACUAUUUGGGAGCACUGUGUUGGCCACUGUGUGGUACCGAUCGGCUCCUCGUAAUCGCCCUGGCCCUGUUCAGCUUUGGAGGUCAAAUCCUCCUCACGCUGGCGCUUCAGUUUGAGCAGGCCGGUCCCGUAGCGAUCGCCCGCUCCGCCGACAUUGUGUUUGCCUUCAUCUGGCAGAUCAUGUUCUUCAAGGAGACGCCCACGCUCUACUCGGUGAUGGGCGCACUGCUCGUCGUCAGCUCCGUGCUCCUCUCCGGGCUGCGAAAGUGGGCACUCGCCCUGCCCAGGGAUUCGGAUUUGAGGAAACGGUUAAAAUUUCUGUUUCUAGAAUAAGUCCCCUCCCUGUCCAACUCAUACUAGUCUAAAGGAAAAAGCAGUGAGAAAAUCACGAAACAUCCACAUAAACAAACCCACACACGUAAGAAGAAAAGAAAAAAUCAAACUAAUCGCUCUAUCAUAUUUCUCAAGUCCGCGUUAUCGUCUAAGGCUAGGGAAUAUUUUUCAAUGGUAAUCUUAAUCUUACAAACAAGAAACACAAAAAAAAAUCGCCUCGACAUCAAGAGGGCGGUUUCCGAUGGAAUAAGAGAAAACUUUAAAGGAAUUGUGGUUAUUUUUUGCGAGAGAGAGAGAGAGAGAGAGAGAGAGAGAGAUAAAAGGAGAAGUUUAGCUGAUUGAUCGCGUAGUGAUAUUACUAGUGUUCGUACAUGUUGGGCAGUUUAGUAUUUACAUUUUUUUUUUCCUUUUCUUUGCCUUCCCUUUAUGUCCUUUUCA
Culex quinquefasciatus (southern house mosquito) is the source of this 1906-nucleotide messenger RNA. RefSeq names its product solute carrier family 35 member G1. The record is from RefSeq and is a predicted model, not a curated record. Gene Ontology annotation, cellular component: membrane. Bases 425 to 1468 code for a protein of 347 amino acids. The transcript is spliced from 3 exons. Lineage: Eukaryota; Metazoa; Arthropoda; Insecta; Diptera; Culicidae.